GACAUUUUCCUACAGAUAGACAAUUUGUCAAUCAAAAGUUACAGACUGUAGAAAUAAAACAAAAGUGGUGACAUGAUGGAGUCCCAACGAGCGGCCAGUGUGGGGGAGGGAUACAUUGAACUCGAGGCGGUGAGGCGGAGAACAGACGACAAAAUCCCGUUUUAUAAAUCGGAAGUGAUGACCAUCAAACAUUCAUAUCCGUUCCGUUUCCUGGUACCUGAACACGCCACACCUGGCCCGUGUAAGUGGAUCUAUCCCAUGACCUACGGGGGAGGGCUGGUGGGAGGGGACAAGAUCACGGCCACCAUCAAGGUUGGGGCGGGGUGUGCGGCGGUGGUCUGCAGCCAGGAGUCAACCAAGGUGUACCACUGCAACAUGAGCCACGAGACGGUCCAAAACUUCAACUACAGCCUGGGUGAGUCAGCUCUCUGUGUCUUACCUGACCCAACCGUCUGCUACAAGGAUGCCAACUUCUGCCAGAAACAGGUGAUCCACAUGACGCCCACCUCUAGCCUUGUAUUCCUGGACUGGAUGUUGUGUGGGAGACAGGCCCUGGGGGAAUUCUGGUGCUUCAAAAGGUUUAACAACUGCACCGAAAUCUAUGUGGGGGAGGAGUUGAUAGUCAGAGAUAGCACUGACCUUGAAGACAAACCCAAUGAAACUGUUGCUCAGGCCAUGGAGAACUUCCAGGUCUACGGCACGUGCUUUAUCUUGGGUGAAGGUCUCUGUUUUCUCGUGGAGAGUUUAUUGAACAUUUAUGGGAGGACAAGAGAUUCAGGUGAACAAAUAAACCGCGACUGUGUUGUGAGCAUUUGCCCGACCAGAUACACUGUGUCAGGGGAGACAAUUGAAGGCUGUUACCUCAGGUUUCUUGCCUCAGACAUGAAACAUGCUUCAAAAGUGAUCCGUGACAUAUGUAGCCCACUGCAGCAUAUACUUGGAGGUGAUCCUUUUCAAAGGAAGUUGUAAAUCUGAAUCAUAUGGCCCAAGUUGAAUCAUAUGAGGCCCAAUCU
Messenger RNA from Physella acuta, 1013 nucleotides. RefSeq lists its product as uncharacterized. Lineage: Eukaryota; Metazoa; Mollusca; Gastropoda; Physidae. Gene Ontology annotation, molecular function: nickel cation binding. The record is from RefSeq and is a predicted model, not a curated record.